CUCUUAACAACGCUAUGCCGGGUCACGGACUGGUUUCCCUGGUACUAGGUAACUAACAUUUACAUAUGCUAACUUAUCCAGCACGACUACAGAGCUCUUAACAACGCUAUGCCGGGUCACGGACUGGUUCCCCUGAUACUAGUCUCCCUUGUGUGUUGCCUAGCAACCGCGGACAACAGUAAAAGGGCAGCCCGGAUCACGUGCUCCUACUGUAAAGAUGUUUACAGUUCAAAGUACGACAAAACUUGCGAUGACGACAUACUCUGUUCUGAUAAUGAGGACUGUUUUGCGGGGAAGUACGUUAACCAAGAGGGAGUAACUCAUUACACACUUAGCUGCAAACCUCACCAGUACUGUGAGAUUAUUAAACGGUUUCCGACAGUUGGCAAGCGACAGCUUCACGACAAUGUAUAUAUAUGCCAGCAAUGCUGUUCAUCAACCAAGUGCAACAGACACCUCUGCCAAUAACACCUCUGCCAAUAACACCUCUGCCAUUAACACCUCUGCCAAUAACACCUCUGCCAACAACACCUCUGCCAACAACACCUCUGCCAAUAACACCUCUGCCAAUAACACCUCUGCCAACAACACCUCUGCCAAAAACGCCUAUGCCUUAAAUCACACCUGGAAUUCACUUGUUUUCUAAUACAGCUAGUGUGCACA
This is a messenger RNA of Haliotis rufescens (red abalone), 663 nucleotides long. RefSeq lists its product as uncharacterized. The coding region runs from base 109 to 468 and encodes 119 amino acids. The record is from RefSeq and is a predicted model, not a curated record. The transcript has 4 exons. NCBI's taxonomy places the organism in Eukaryota, Metazoa, Mollusca, Gastropoda, Lepetellida, Haliotidae.